Xiphophorus couchianus (Monterrey platyfish) is the source of this 692-nucleotide messenger RNA. RefSeq names its product skin secretory protein xP2. Lineage: Eukaryota; Metazoa; Chordata; Actinopteri; Cyprinodontiformes; Poeciliidae. The transcript is spliced from 4 exons. The record is from RefSeq and is a predicted model, not a curated record. Bases 117 to 692 code for a protein of 191 amino acids.
CUCCUACCAACCGGUAGGAGACGACAACACGCGUGCGCGACGUCAUCGCUGCAGCCACAGCCUGUCUGCACCCACUGAGCGUGAACUUCUCCAGUCCCCAGUGCGCCCAGGGCAGGAUGGGAUGCUCCACCAGCUCUCAAACUUCAGCGGUAGACACGACUCGACCCAACGCCAAAACUGAGGCGAGCAAUGGAGCCAGCACGACAGGGGCGGCCGGUGAGAAUGGAAAAGUAGCUGAGGACAGCGAGACCAUUCCAGACCAAACACCGGCUGAAGGCAGCGAUGCUAAACCUGAGAGCGAAGCCGCUGCAGCUGCUACAUCUGCAGAGAGCUCUGCUCCAAGCCCCCCAGCAGCGGAGGAGUCGCCUCCUGCAGUAGACAGCAAACCUGCAGAGGCAGCAGCAGGAGAUGUUCCAGCAGCAGGAGAUGCAGCAGCAGCAGGAGAUGCAGCAGCAGCAGGAGAUGCAGCAGCAGCAGGAGAUGCAGCAGCAGCAGGAGAUGCAGCAGCAGCAGGAGAUGCAGCAGCAGCAGGAGAUGCAGCAGCAGCAGGAGAUGCGCCAGCAGAGGCUCCACCUGCAGACGGCUCUGCCGAAGCAGCACCAGGCUCCUCAGAAGCUGCACCUCCGGAGCAAGAGGCCACAGCGACUGAUUCAGAGCCCAAACCAGAGGAGGCACCUGUGCCCAGCGAGUGA